Messenger RNA from Morone saxatilis (striped sea-bass), 3166 nucleotides. Its product is annotated as F-box only protein 30-like. The record is from RefSeq and is a predicted model, not a curated record. NCBI's taxonomy places the organism in Eukaryota, Metazoa, Chordata, Actinopteri, Moronidae. Bases 317 to 2563 code for a protein of 748 amino acids. The transcript has 4 exons. Gene Ontology annotation, molecular function: ubiquitin protein ligase activity; zinc ion binding; protein binding.
AAAAUACAGGGAGGUUGAGUGAGAAGAACUGAAGCUAGCUAUCAUUAGCACUUUCUCCACAGAGGCAACUAAAGUAACAGCCAGUUGUAUUCAUAUACAACGUUAUACACACAACACCCAAAACACACCUUACCGCACGUUGUUCUGCCAACACGACGACAAGGGUCUUUCUGGAGCUGUCUCGGAUAUGUUCCAUAUUUAAGGAAGGAAAGGUUUUGACCUUCUUGUUCUUGAGCUGGGAAUCUUCCUAAUAAGGACACAGUGGAUUUUCUCACACAGUCACCCUCAGAAGCUUUCCACCCCUUCAGCCCUGAAGAUGGAGGGGGACCAUGUUCACUGUAUGUCCUGCGUUAACCAGCGAUGCAUGGUCAGACCUCAACUAGGCAUUUCUUGUGACCUUAUCACCUGUCCUCUCGUGUGUGGGGCUGUAUUUCACUCCUGCAAAUUUGAUGAGCACCACCUCAUGUGCCCACUGGUGAGGGUUCCCUGCCUAAACAGUGGCUAUGGCUGCCCUGCCACUCUGGUGCGCAACCAAAUGUAUGCACACCUCGAAGUGUGUCCAGCUGGAGUGGUGUGUUGCACUAUGGAGUGGAACAGAUGGCCUAUUAGCUGCCUGGACUAUACUUCCUAUGAGAGCCUGAGCCGUGGUGUGGAGGAGGUGGAGCAGCUGGACAUGGCACUUGCCCUUCAGGACCAGCGUACACUACUGGAGUCCCUCAAGGUGAUCGCCAUGGCACCUACCACAGAGGGAGAGCCACUUGUCCCUGUUAGUAAGGACAACAGGGCAACAGACUCAGGUUUGCUUACAUCUGCCACUGAGGCUUCCACCAUUAUUGAGCCACCUUCACAGUCAUCGCCCUCACGUCAGCCACAACCUCCCCCACCAGGCUCGGCAAAAGAGAAAAUCAUCAGUGGGAUUAAUGGCUUGAACGAGGAGCACUUCAGUAAACUGUACGAGGCCACAGUUGAGACUGCGAGAAGCUUAGUCGCCGCUUUAGAAUUUGCUAGCAGUGGCAGUUCCGUUGACAGCAGCACAGAGCGUGUGAGCCGCAAUGGAGACCUUCAGAAUGGACUGGAAGACAAAACGCCUGUAGCUGCUGAGAGUUUGAAUAAAAGCGAGACGGAGGAGCAAAGUGUUUGUUCUAGCUGCUUGAGAGGAAACGGGGCUCUGAAAGGAACAGACAAAAAGAUUUUAAACACUACAAAUGGGCCACUGUGUGGAGCAAUGGAGGCCAAUCUGGAGACCCGCUCUGUCGUGGAGCAAGGUGACAUGAAAGCUGGGGUUUCUCAGGAGCCUGUCACCCCUCCAAUGGCAUCUCCAGUGCACGUCAGCCAGGGUGUGACACAAAGGGCUGGUCAUGUGGUCUUGGAAGACAGGGGGCUAGUUCUCUUAGAAAACCAUGGGACUGAGCGCAAAUUCCACAACUACCAGUUUUUUAGGAGCCAGGGCCAAUGUUCAUUACCUAACGGACGGAUAGGUUUCAUCCCAGACAGGUCACUGUACAGAGUGCGACCCAAAAUGGAGGACAAGGCAGUGGAUACGUCGGACCUGGAGCAGGAUGAGGACCCCAUGGGUUUGGGAGAGAUUGAUCUGAUCACAGCAGCCCUGCUUUUCUGUUUAGAGGAGUCCAGAGAGUGUAGAAGGAUCUCUGAUACAGUCUAUGUUGACGGCUACCAUGUCGACUUCGGCACACAGACUUUCACUUUCCCUGCAGCAAUCUUAGUAACCAACACAAGAGUGGGCGACAUGGCCUCCGCAUCUGCCUGUGACCAUGCUGCCCCCCAGCUCUCCUACCCCAGCCCUUUCCGCACUCUCCGCCUUGGCCUUGUCCUGGAAGCUCUGGAGGUUGAGGCAGUCCCACAUAACCGCUACCUCCCUGCCAACCCACGCUACCAGCACAUGUUCCCCUUUGUCUGCGGUCAGUCAUUCCGCCGGGACCAGUUUUCUUCCCAUUUCACGAAUGUCCAUGGUGACAUCCAUGCUGGUCUAAAUGGUUGGAUGGAGCAUCGCUGCCCCCUGGCAUAUUACGGCUGCACGUUUUCCCAGAGGAGGUUUUACCCAUCCACCCAAGGGGCCAAGGUGGUUCAUGACAGGCACCUCAGGUCCUUCGGGGUUCAGCCUUGCCCAAGGGGAAAAAUUCCAAGUGACUCUCAGUCUGACCAGUUUAGUGGUCUUCCCAUUGAGAUACUGUGGCACAUAGCUGGGUUCCUGGACAGUUUCAGCCUUUGCCAGCUGUCGUUGGUGUCACGGACUAUGAGAGAGGUGUGUGCCAGUCUCCUCCAGACCAGGGGCAUUGUAGACCUGCAGUGGGAGCGAAGACCUUUCCCUGGUGCUCCUGGCACUGUGUCAUGGCAGAUCAAAAAUAGAGUGUGGAGAUUCAGCACUGCCUUCAGUCCUGUGUUGUCCUGGGGUUUCACUGACCUCCCCAGCAUGUCGGACCAUCUGAAGAAGUGCCACUUCAACUUGGUGGAGCACAAGACAGAGCCUGUACCCCUUCCUGCCAUGUGUACCGCACGAGAUGGACAGUCGCUGCGUCGUGUCCUGCGUCACAUCAACACCUGACCAAACAAGGCUGACCUCUUGUAGAGUGUCACAGCGGUAUUAUGUGGACGCUGCAAUUGAAAAAGAUUUACUGUCUUGAAAACCAUUAACUCUUCCUGUAUUACACUACAUUAUGAAGAAGCCUUAAUGAAAUAACACCUUACUUAACACAGUGAAGUUCUGUCAUUGUGGUUGGUCUCUGUGGAGAAAAAAAAAAAAACAGCUUUGCAUGGAUUUGUGCUGAAAAUACACCCAUAUACUGGUAAGAUAAAGUAUAUUAUGCAAAUAUGCACAAUAGAUUUAUAUUAUUCUAUAUGAUAUGAGAAAUGUAUAUGAGAAAAUGGAAUUUAAAUGUUUUCACUAUCUUGCCUUUGAGUAGUAGCCAUGGGAAAAGCCGAUUGUUGGUUAUAUUGCACUAUGUCUGUGUGACAGAACUAUGCCAGCACUUUACACAAGAUUUGCUAUACCUUCUUAUGUUAAUACGUGACCCUAAAUGAUCUAAUCUUUCUCAUCCCUAUAGAGGGUGUCUGUUGUCUUGGUUUGUAGGACGUCAGGACAGAUUCAUAUAGCCCGAUAAUGCAUGUGAUUUGCUACCAUUCAAUAAAGUCUUUGCAGCCUUUUGUA